Dendrobium catenatum is the source of this 933-nucleotide messenger RNA. RefSeq names its product acid phosphatase 1-like. Lineage: Eukaryota; Viridiplantae; Streptophyta; Magnoliopsida; Asparagales; Orchidaceae. The coding region runs from base 1 to 933 and encodes 310 amino acids. The record is from RefSeq and is a predicted model, not a curated record. The transcript is spliced from 3 exons.
AUGCAUUCACGUGAUCUGAUGAUUAGUUCCGUUCUGUCUCCAGAUCUCUUCCAUUUCACGUUAAAAUCCCAUUCCAUGGCGAUCUUUCUACGCUUGACCUCCACUUUUCUUCCUCCUUCUUCUGCUUGUAAAAGAAAAAGAAAAAAGGGAGUAAUGUUAUCCCUCCACCUGUUCCUUCUUCUUCUCCUCUCCACCUGCCUCUGUACUUACUCUAACACUUCAGAUAAAGCUGUUGAUACGCUGCUUCGUCUUCUGCCGCAAGAGGAAGGGCUGAGCUCCGGCGAUCUCGGCGACGAUCCGAACGAGGCAUACUGCGAAAGCUGGCGCCUUUCAGUGGAGACGAACAAUGCCGGGAACUGGAAGAAGAUCUCUGCCCGGUGCUCGAGCUUGGUAGAGGCGUACGUUAGAGGGGCUCAGUACGCGCUGGACUCCAAAGUGGUGGCGCGGUUUGCGCAGGCCUACGCUAAGAAUAUCCAGAUCGCCGGCGACGGCAUGGAUGCCUGGAUUUUCGAUGUUGACGAGACCCUAAUUUCCAACAUUCACCACUACUUCGCCACAAAUGACACAGGUCGGGAGCAGUGGGCGGCUUCCACAAAGUCGCCAGCUUUGCCGUGGAGUUUGUGGCUGUACAAAAAGCUACAGGGAAUGGGGUUUCAGUUAAUCCUCUUGACUGGUCGAAAGGAAACCCACCGCAACUCCACUGAGCAAAACCUACUCGCUGUUGGGUAUCACUCGUGGGAAAAGCUCAUUCUAAGAGGUAAUUUGGAUUCGGGCAAGAGAGCUAUGACCUAUAAAUCAGAGAAAAGGGCUGAGUUGGUGGCUCAAGGCUAUAGAAUCCAUGGCAGCUCAGGGGACCAGUGGAGCGACCUUAUGGGUGAACCAAUGGCCAAGCGAUCUUUCAAAGUUCCAAAUCCAAUGUAUCACAUACCAUAA